Lactuca sativa (garden lettuce) is the source of this 2066-nucleotide messenger RNA. Lineage: Eukaryota; Viridiplantae; Streptophyta; Magnoliopsida; Asterales; Asteraceae. The record is from RefSeq and is a predicted model, not a curated record.
UAUAAAUCAUUGAUGAUGUUUAUCUGUUUUUGUUUAUGUCACACCCUUCUUUGAUUAUUCCGAUUCACAUUAAAAUAUACACUACUAGUCUUAGUUUUAUAUGAUUAUAUUUAAAAGAAUCAAUAUUUUAAUCUCCAUAGACUUUUUUCUUACUUUUCCCCCUUCCUUGUCCCCCUGUUAGUUGAGCUAGAUCUAAUGUUCGUCUUAAGUCCGGUGAAGGUUUUCGAGAGAUGUUGUGAACUUCCCUUUUGGUUUUCAGUCUGAUUUGCUUCUUUCUUGCCUUCCAUCUGUUUGUAGAAAGUUCUCACAGAAAGAUUUUCGGAUAGACGCAUACGACUAACAUAUCUGCACCCAUCAUCCGAUUACUGGAGGGUUUCGAGAAUUUCUUUUGUUCGCUUAAGAUCUUCGUCGCAAGCUCUUGCAGUGCUGAUUCGAUGGUGUUUUAGCUUACCAUAAACAGAAAGCAUAUGUUUUAAAAAUAGAAAAAAGUCAGUCCCUGAUAAAGAUUCAAAUGUCAAAUCUUUUCUCAUCUCCAUAAAAAAAAAACCAACUCCCCUUUCAUUUCCAAAUGUCGUUCCGGAGUAUAAUGCGUGAUGUGAGAGAUGGAUUUGGGAGCAUAUCAAGGAGGAGUUUUGAUGUAAGAGGAAAAUCUCAAGGAUCUGUAAAUGAUUCAAAUUCAAGUGAUAAUCAAGCCUCCAUUGUUGUCCAAAACAGUAGGUGGGCUAAUCUCCCACCUGAGCUUCUCUGUGAUGUGAUUAAAAGAUUAGAAGAGAGUGAAAGUACUUGGCCUCAAAGAAAACAUGUGGUCGCUUGUGCUGCUGUUUGUAGAUCUUGGAGAACCAUGUGUAAAGAAAUUGUCAGAACCCCUGAAUCCUCUGGGAAGCUCACUUUCCCUAUUUCCUUAAAACAGCCGGGCCCACGUGACACCACUAUCCAAUGUUUCAUUAAGAGGGACAAAUCCAAUCUGACAUAUCAUCUUUACCUUUGCCUUACCCCUGCAGCGUUGCUAGUUGAAAAUGGUAAAUUUUUACUAUCUGCUAAAAGAACUCGAAGAACUACUUGCACUGAAUAUGUCAUAUCCAUGGAUGCUGAAAAUAUUUCAAGAUCAAGUAGCACUUAUAUUGGAAAACUCAGAUCUAAUUUUCUUGGAACAAAGUUUAUAAUAUACGACACGCAGCCCCCGCAUUCCGGGGCUUCAAUCCCGCCACCUGGCAGAUCGAGUCGAAGAUUUUACCCCAAAAAAGUCUCACCGAAAGUCCCAAAUGGAAAUUACAAUAUUGCCCAUAUCAAAUACGAACUCAAUGUACUCGGUACGCGGGGUCCACGUAGGAUGCACUGCAUCAUGCACUCGAUACCCACGUCAGCACUCGUGCCAGGUGGCACCGUGCCAGGUCAGCCGGAGGCCCUCCUUCCUCCUCUUUCAAAUUCGAAUUCCUUAUCGGAUUCUUUCCGGAGCAUUUCCUUCUCGAAAUCCCUUGACCGCUCCACCGAUUUCAGUAGCUCCCGGUUUUCGGAAAUUGUCGGUGCCGCCAUGUCGAAUGAUGUCCCGGAUGGUGAAAAGUCGAAAAUGCCCUUGGUGUUGAAGAACAAGGCGCCUAGGUGGCACGAGCAGCUGCAAUGCUGGUGUUUGAAUUUCAAAGGGCGGGUGACGAUUGCUUCCGUGAAGAACUUUCAGUUGAUCGCCGCCCAACCGCCGCCAGUAGUGGCGGCGGCACCACCGCCUUCGUCGUCUUCUUCUCAGGCUCAGGCAGGGGGGCAGCCGGAGCAUGAGAAAGUGAUAUUGCAGUUUGGUAAAGUUGGGAAAGAUAUGUUCACCAUGGAUUAUCGAUACCCUUUAUCAGCAUUUCAAGCUUUUGCUAUUUGUUUAAGCAGCUUUGACACCAAAUUAGCUUGUGAAUAGAAUAAAAGAAAAACCAAAACAAAAUAUUAACUCUAGGGUUUUCAGAAGAAUCAAUGGGUAAAGAAAGCAAAUAGGAAUGAAUGGCUUUCUUUUGUUGUCCAACAGUUGUUAUUGUGUUUUUGAAGUAAAAAAAAAAAGAAAAAAAAAACUCUAUUAUAAGCUCAAA